AUGCGCCGUGCGGAACGGAAGAGUAGAACAAAUGGACAGUAUAUUAAACCAUGUGCUGAAGGUUGUCCUCUACCGCUGCUAGCUUGUGAACAUCGGUGCCCUCCUCCUGCCUGCACCAUGAGUCUUCUGCCACAUCCCUCAUCCUCCCCGGAUUUGCGCGGUCGACACGAUGCCGCUCCCGACCGUCGCCUGCUGGCGGUGCCGGACUGCCUAGAGAGCUCUACGACGACGAUCACGGAGGCGGGUUCGGACGCGGAGCCGCUAGCGUCUCUGUCGAACCGCAAUGGGUCGCCCACCAUCACUAUCUUCACGGGUGGCGACGACAACCCCGCCGACUCGGGCUCGGCCUCGUUCGAGGAGAGCACGAAGUACAAAAUCAUGCCAAAGAGAAGAGACGAGUGGGAACUGCAGAACGCCUCGAACCGCGAGGUUCAAAUCACGGCCACCAAGAAGCGCUCGCACGUCUUCGAAAUCUCGCGCUUUAGCGGAGCCCAAGGUACCCGCACCACCUUUCGCCUCGUGCCUACGGGAAAGAAAUUGAAGGCGUACGACCUUGUCCGUGAGGGCGAAGAAAAUUCCUGCUGCACCAUCACCGUCGAGUCGAAACACGCCUGGUCGUACAGAAUAGCCUGCAAACCUGGUGCAGAUGAUGUUAUUGCCUUGUUCAGCUUUUGGCUCGUCGCCAUGUCCACCAUACUGCCGGAGCCGAGAAGUCCCAGGUCGCUCUUCGGGUUAAGGGGAAGGAGUCAUGAGAAGAACCAUAUGGCCAUGCAGACAGUCGCCUAGACCUGUUUUACUCGUCUUUAAGUCGCGGUCACUGUCACUGUGAAUAGCCCCCCUGAGUUCAGAACAGGCGUCUCACGUCGUGCUCUACUCUUUCUAGUUGCUAAUACCUUCCCCGCGCUUGUGCGUUGCUUUGCUUCUGGUCUGGUUGGACUUCCUACUAUUUACUGUAUUGGAUUCACGAGCUGUGCAUUCACGAGCUGUGCAUUCACGAGCUGUGCUUUGUAAAAAUUACGUAAAGGUCGUCAUGGUAUUGGCGCCAUGACCAAGUGCCGCUCAGGAGACCAAGAGCCAUGGGACUGCAGUCGCUUCAACCGGUCCCACGGCUCUGGUACAGGCCCAGAAAGCAGGUGUUUAUCUCUCCUUUGCUCGCUCCUACUAAUGGAAAAAUACAGGGUUUUCCAAGGCUGAUAACAGUCUUCUUGCCUCAGGAGCCAGGUGGGUGUCACAAUUAUACCAGCUCCACUUCCAUUUUUCCGCCACUGAAAAGACUGGCAAGAGUGUCUUGAGACACUCUUUCAGAGAGCUGCAGGCGAGGAGACCAGUGGCCCACUGUACCUAACCGUCACGUUCGACAUUGACUGUGCAUGUGUGGUCAUUUGUGGAGGCACCUGUGGUCAUUCGGGCAUGUGCAUGCAGUCAUUGGUCAUUGGUGGAUAUGAACACUGCGGAGCCAGAUUAUAAUUUCAAAUUUACACCAAUUCGAGGUCCGCAUGGCUGCAUAUAUCCGUCGAUAUGACAUAGCAUUCGCAAUAAUAGUCAUAAAGCAUUUUGGUGACAAAGCAAUUGGUGACAAGACGAUUGCUGUGGUUCCUGCUCUUGCCAACAGCUUUGUGUAUGCCGCUCU
This is a messenger RNA of Chondrus crispus (carragheen), 1630 nucleotides long. RefSeq lists its product as hypothetical. Bases 1 to 786 code for a protein of 261 amino acids. Lineage: Eukaryota; Rhodophyta; Florideophyceae; Gigartinales; Gigartinaceae. The record is from RefSeq and is a predicted model, not a curated record. The transcript is spliced from 2 exons.